UUUUGGUUAACAACAAUUCCGUUUAGCUUACAAAGUUGGGUAGUGGACAUGGCUACGAGACCCCGCACCAUUGAAGAGAUAUUCGUAGACUACAGGGCAAGAAGAACUGCUCUUAUUCACGCUCUUACUCGUGACGUUGAUGAAGUUUUCAACCUCUGUGAUUCAGAUAAGGAAAACUUAUGCCUCUAUGGACAUUCGGAUGAGACCUGGGAAGUAACUCAGCCAACAAAGGAAGUUCAGAGGGAUAUCCCUGAACCAGUUAUUGGAAUCAAUUUUGAUAGGAAGAACCUGAACUUCAUUGACUGGCUUUAUCUGGUUGCCCUGUUCAGUGAGUCGUGGUUGUUUUCAGUGGCCUUUUACUAUGGAUAUCUUCUUAACAAGAAUGAAAGGGAACGUUUAUUUAGUUUGAUCAAUGAUCUUCCCACCAUUCCUGAAGUUUUGGCUGGCUGGAUACAAGUUGAGAACAAGCCCAUCCUAGAUAGUGGAAGCAACUCCCCACAAAGCACAGAGGGAUCUAGUGAUGGACAAAAUGUAACACAUUCAUUAAGCAAAUUGUCCAUCAAGCAUAAUGAGGCAGGGAAGCAGCCUGAGGAGGGCAUGACCAUCCACUGAAGGCAAUGAAAUGGGUAUAUGUGAUGUGAGGAUGGGUUUUGUUUAGUGGCUGAAAAGAUCAGAAUUGUAAUAUUGGUACUACUUACUACACAGAAUCAUAGACUGAGGUACGUUCAUGUAAUGGGCAAAGUAUCAAUGUCUAAAGACAAAUUUCUUUCGGAUUAAGUUUGUUUUCUCCACGAU
Molecule: messenger RNA, 795 nt
Organism: Cajanus cajan (pigeon pea)
Lineage: Eukaryota; Viridiplantae; Streptophyta; Magnoliopsida; Fabales; Fabaceae
Product: PHD finger protein ALFIN-LIKE 2-like
Biological process (GO): regulation of DNA-templated transcription
Cellular component (GO): nucleus
Molecular function (GO): transcription coregulator activity; transcription cis-regulatory region binding; histone binding
Source: RefSeq, a predicted model, not a curated record